AUGAAGUUUGGGCACGUUUUCAAGCAGAGCCUACGCAAUGAAGGCUUCCCUGCCGAGUGGGUCGAUUCUGCCAUUUCCUACUCGCAGCUCAAAAAGUGCAUCAAGCGUCUGACCGAUGAGCUGCAACAGGUGGGCCUCGACCCGGCCACCUUGUCCAAGUUGCUGAAGCAUGUCGAAGACUACAAUGCAACAGCCGGCCAGGAUGACGACCAGGAGCGUCCGUUUGAAUACAUACUGAGCAGCGACAAGGGCAAUGCCGCGUCCUUGAAAUCACGUCAAGCUUUCCAUCCCAUGCUCUUGUUCCAUGUGAAUGAGUCCACUGGCGAAAUACACAGCGCCCAGCUCGACGAAGAGACGAAGCAGAAGCUGCAGAUGUUGGCGGUCGAGACUGGCAUGACAGAGCUGCGUGUCUUUGACGAUGCGGCAUCCAUCACGUCUUCUGAUAGGGCAGACAAUCAAGGACCUGCAGACGCCCCUGUCAAUGGUACCAGGAGUCGGCCAGGAUAUCGUACGGUCGAAGUACCCAUCACAUCUGAUACCGAGUUCUUUACUCGGCUCACGAGCGAAGUGUCGGGCUUGGAGAAAUUGCAAGAGCGAGAAGAGAAGAGGAUGCAUGUCAAGAUCGAAAACCUCGGCAGGCAGGUCGCCAGGUUAACGGACCCAGACCAUCGGUCCAGCAGGAAGAUGCUAGCCGCGUGGCGCCAGGUGUUUCAAAUGUAUGUCGAGGAGGGAAUUUUCUUUGGGACCACGGAAUUGGACCACAAGCCGCACAACGCAGACAAAGCUAUGCAGCGACUGGCAGAGUUCUCGAAUAAAGUAGCACAGGCUGGAUUAGUGGAAAAGAUGAGGAAAAAGGACAAUCUCGGCGCGUUGAAGGCCUUUAUGCACAUAAAUAGAGAGAUUUUGCAAGGUCUUCGGUUUGGCGAGAUCAACCACAGCGCCAUGGUGAAGAUUCUGAAAAAAUUCGACAAGCGAACAGCCCUUGGCGUGAAGUCAACUUUCCCCCGCCAAAUCGAGUAUCCAGAGUUCUCCGAACACCUCGCAAAAGCUGUUUGCGCCGAAGUCAAUACGCAAAUCCUGUCCCACGUCCCUCAACUAGACGAUUAUUCGUGUCCAAUGUGCUUUGAAAUCAAGUGGCGGCCUGUGAAGCUCAGUUGUGGCCACACAUUUUGCAUACGAUGUCUCAUCGUCAUGCAGAAUAACAGACAGCACAGCUGCCCGUUCUGUCGGGAGAAAACAGUGCUUGCUGCGAACUCGGAUAACCUGGAUCAAGAACAAGCCGCCUUUUUAAAACGCUGGUUUCCGGACGAAGUCAAGACUAAGCAGCGAUACAAUGAGCUGAUGGCUGGUGUCGAUCAGUAUGGCGAGGUGUAUGCCAGUCAAAAGUGCGUUCUUAUGUAG
Plenodomus lingam JN3 is the source of this 1401-nucleotide messenger RNA. RefSeq lists its product as uncharacterized. Gene Ontology annotation, biological process: cellular response to phosphate starvation. Lineage: Eukaryota; Fungi; Ascomycota; Dothideomycetes; Pleosporales; Leptosphaeriaceae. The record is from RefSeq and is a predicted model, not a curated record. Gene Ontology annotation, molecular function: metal ion binding.